Messenger RNA from Talpa occidentalis (Iberian mole), 1532 nucleotides. It is a transcript of the gene ADAT2, whose product is annotated as adenosine deaminase tRNA specific 2. The coding region runs from base 32 to 607 and encodes 191 amino acids. Lineage: Eukaryota; Metazoa; Chordata; Mammalia; Eulipotyphla; Talpidae. The transcript has 6 exons. The record is from RefSeq and is a predicted model, not a curated record. Gene Ontology annotation, biological process: tRNA wobble adenosine to inosine editing. Gene Ontology annotation, molecular function: tRNA-specific adenosine-34 deaminase activity; zinc ion binding. Gene Ontology annotation, cellular component: nucleus; cytoplasm.
CGGCCGGCCGCGCCGCGGCCCGGGGGACUGCAUGGAGGCGAAGGCGGAGUCCGCGCCCGAGGCCGGAGGUGUGGGUUCCGUGUCGGCGGAGGAGAUCGAAAAGUGGAUGGAGGAGGCUAUGCGUAUGGCAAAAGAUGCCCUAGAAAAUACUGAGGUUCCUGUUGGCUGCCUGAUGGUCUAUAACAAUGAAGUUGUCGGGAAGGGAAGAAAUGAAGUUAAUCAAACCAAAAAUGCUACCCGCCAUGCAGAAAUGGUGGCCAUCGACCAGGUCCUCGCCUGGUGCCGGGGCUGCGGCAGGAGCCCCGCGGAGGUGUUUGAACACACGGUGCUGUACGUCACGGUGGAGCCAUGCGUCAUGUGUGCUGCUGCCCUCCGCCUGAUGAAAAUCCCACUGGUUGUAUAUGGCUGUCAAAAUGAACGAUUUGGUGGUUGUGGCUCUGUUCUGAAUAUUGCCUCUGCUGAUUUACCGAACACUGGGAGACCAUUUCAGUGCAUUCCGGGAUAUCGGGCUGAGGAAGCAGUGUCCAUGUUAAAGACCUUCUACAAACAAGAAAAUCCCAACGCACCAAAAUCAAAAGUUCGGAAAAAGGAAUGUCAAAAGUCUUGAACUCGUUCCGAUGAAAGACUGAUGCCCCUGGAUGAAAUUCUUGGACUAAAAGCUGUGGACAUCGUUGAGGCAAAUGUUUAUAUGCUGUUUUUAACCAGUGGGAAAAUGAUCUCUCAUCAUUUGCUCUGUUAAAGGAAGAAAUGAGAACUUUUUGAAAGUCUGACAAAUUUAUACACCUGCUAGCUUUUCCACAGUCUGAAAAAACAUUUUAAGAAGAGGAAAAAUUAAACAUUGAGGUUUUAGAAAUGAGUAAGCAGUACGUGCUUUUCUUACCCAAACUUUUACACCCAGUCCAGGAAAGUGCUGACUUUUUGAGACUGUGUGUCUGGACCCGGUUGCCUGGUGUGUGUGUCUGGACUGGUGCGCGCCAUGCUGUGGACACCUGCUUCAGGACUGGUAUUUUAGAAUCAGAUUCUUCAUUCUUUGAAGCUGUUAUUUUCACCCAGGGUGUCAGGGGCCUGCGACUUCCUUGGAUAUUGCAUAUGAAUGAUAUAAUAUAAACCAUGACUACAUGAUCCUCAGGAAACAUUUUUUUUUUGCUUAGACAGUCUGGAGAAAAUUCAUACUUUAAAAACCAGUGCUUUAUUUUAUUAAUUUUUAAAAGAUUUAUUUAUUCAUGAUAUAAGAACCAGGGUACAGGCCAGAAGUGCGGGAGGGUAAGAGGAUUCACCAGAGACAGAGUGGGGAACAGAACAGGCAUACUGACUGAAAUACAUUGCUGAGGGGAGCAGCGGGCGAGACAGGAGAGGUCUGCCUCACCAUGUGGGUAUUUCCUCGGCCUGCUGAUAUUGAACCCGCACUGUAGAGGCUGCGGACAGCUUCAUAGCACUGUGCUCAACCACCUGCACCACCAGGGAGGCCCUGAAAACCAGUGCUUUAAUGUCAUUUAAAAAUGAUAGCAUAUUGCUAUAAUAAAAUCUUGUUU